CAUUAUUUCCUUCUAUCAACUCUUUUUAAAACAUCGAUUUAGCAAUAACAAACAAUUGAAGAAAGAUAGGAGGCAGUUAAAUACUCGCAAGCUUUCCUUGCAUACUACCCAUCUAUUCCUAAGGAUAACACGCGCAUAAAACAGUGACAGCAUGCCUUCAUCCAUAUCUUCACAAUCAACACGAAAUGAGCAAAUCCAAAUGAAGUCAGUUGAGGAUUCAUCACAACCUCAGAUUAAUCCUCAAAAGACAGAGGUUGACAGUCUGGAUGUUGAGCGUCAGGGAGCUGCACCCCCUGUCCCUGCGAUUAGCCGUAAUGCUGCAAUCCUUCUCUUCAUCGGACUUGCUAUGGCUACAUUCCUGGCUAGCUUAGAUGGUACCAUUAUUGCUACAGCUCUUCCCAAGAUUGCCUCAGACUUUCAAGCAAGUUCUCAAAUGAGUUGGGUCGCCACCUCCUAUUUACUCACAUACAAUGCUUUCCAACCUUUGUACGGCAAAUUCAGUGACAUCUUUGGCCGCAAGUUGAUGAUUCUGUUUGCCUGUGUGACAUUCAUGGUUGGAUCAGCAGGUGCUGGAGGAGCCAAUUCGAUGACCGUACUGAUUGUCUUCCGAGCAAUCCAGGGUCUAGGUGGAUCUGGACUGUUAUCGAUUGUUUUGAUCAUUAUCUCGGAUAUCUUCCCAUUGGAAGAGCGUCCCAAGUACCAAUCCAUCAUUUGGUCAGUCUUUGGUAUCUCUUCAGUCAUCGGUCCUCUGUUGGGAGGUGUCUUUGUUGAAGAGACCACUUGGCGUUGGUGCUUCUUGAUCAAUUUGCCCUUGGGGGUGGUCACGAUUGCUUCGGUCUUGAUCUUCCUGCGCUUGCCAUUCGAGCGCCAGGAUCUGAAGACACAAUUGGCUCGUAUCGAUUAUAUGGGUACCGCACUUAUCAUUGCCGCUGUCAUCUGUCUGUUGUUGCCUAUUACCUGGGGCGGUACGACAUAUGCAUGGGGAUCACCUGUGAUCAUCACAUUGUUUUGUGUCGCUGCAGUCUUGAUAGCUCUGUUGAUAUGGAUUGAGAGCCGAGCAUACGAGCCAGUCAUUCCACCAAGGUUGUUCUUGAACAUGAAUGUGACCAUACUGUUCGGAGUCAAUUUCUUGACAGGCAUGGCCUUUUUGGGUGUGAUCUUUUAUGCACCCAUCUAUUUCCAAGUCGUUAAGGGGGUUGGAGCGAGAAGUUCAGGAUUGCAUUUGAUGCCUAUGGUCUUGGGUCUCGUGGUCUCGUCAAUUGCCUCUGGGGCUGUGAUAGCCAAGCUUAAGGAUUAUCGCAUUUUCAUCUGGAUUGGUACAACAGUAAUGUCUGUCGGUGUUGGUCUGUGCACGUUGUUGGCAUAUGAUUCGAAUAUGGGUGAACAGAUCGGAUACCUGUUGAUUGUGGGCUUGGGUAUCGGAUUGAUCUUGCAGACCUGUAUGCUGGCAGCUCAGGCAUCGGUUGAGAAGGAGGACAUGGCGGUAGUGACAGCUUUGUGUGGAUUCUUCAACAGUAUUGGAGGAGGGAUCGGUAUCGCGAUGUGCUCAGCGCUGUUCAACAACCAUCGAGACAGUCUCUUCAAUAGCUAUCCCAAGGAAGCACAGGCGGUGCUUGAAGCGUUUCAUAUUAGAGAAUCGACCGAAGCAGUUAAGUUGUUGCAAAUGGAUAUCAAAGACAUGGUGGUUAUGACCUAUGUGGACACAUUCCAGUUCAUUUUCAAGUGCAUUACACCUAUUGCCUGUGCUGCCUUCUUGUUAUCGCUGUUCAUUCGCAAGUUGCGUCUCUUAGAUCCUUCCGAGAUCAUCAUGGGCGCUGCUUAA
Lobosporangium transversale is the source of this 1822-nucleotide messenger RNA. Its product is annotated as drug resistance transporter EmrB/QacA subfamily. Gene Ontology annotation, biological process: transmembrane transport. The transcript is spliced from 3 exons. Bases 152 to 1822 code for a protein of 556 amino acids. The record is from RefSeq and is a predicted model, not a curated record. NCBI's taxonomy places the organism in Eukaryota, Fungi, Mortierellomycota, Mortierellomycetes, Mortierellales, Mortierellaceae. Gene Ontology annotation, cellular component: membrane. Gene Ontology annotation, molecular function: transmembrane transporter activity.